Galendromus occidentalis (western predatory mite) is the source of this 3577-nucleotide messenger RNA. RefSeq names its product SMAD specific E3 ubiquitin protein ligase (gene Smurf). Gene Ontology annotation, biological process: negative regulation of BMP signaling pathway; proteasome-mediated ubiquitin-dependent protein catabolic process; protein ubiquitination. Gene Ontology annotation, molecular function: ubiquitin protein ligase activity; protein binding. Lineage: Eukaryota; Metazoa; Arthropoda; Arachnida; Mesostigmata; Phytoseiidae. The record is from RefSeq and is a predicted model, not a curated record. Gene Ontology annotation, cellular component: cytoplasm. Bases 1 to 2751 code for a protein of 916 amino acids. The transcript is spliced from 11 exons.
AUGAAUCAUCCUGCUUCCCCCCCUCCCGCCAAUGAAGAUGCCACCCGCUGUCAGCCAGCUACCCAGCAGCAGCCGCCGCAACUACAAACGCCGCCGCCCCCGCAGCAACAGUCGCAACAACAACAGCAACAGCAGCACUCUCAACAGACGGCCACAAAAAUCAGACUCAGCGUGUUGUGUGCCAAGGGUCUUCUGAAAAAGGAUUUCUUUCGGCUCCCAGACCCCUUCUGUAAGGUGUCCGUGGAAACCUGCGGAGAAGCGGUCCAGGACUACUCAACCGAACCGCGCCGGGCGACGCUGGACCCCAAAUGGCAACAGAAUUUCGAUUUGUAUCUGAAGAAGAACGAUUCUAUCACUAUUUCGAUCUGGAACCACAGAAAAAUCGGCUUCAAGAAAGAAUCUGCGGCGUUCCUCGGCUGCAUCCGACUCAAGCCGAACAUGAUCCAACAGCUGCGUGACGCUGGAUAUCAACGAUUAGACCUAUCCCGGAGCUAUCCAUCGGAAGAAUCACCCUCUGUGGAUGCAGUCAAAGGUCAGCUCGUGAUUUCGUUGGCGUCCCGUGGAGCUCACACUCUGGCAACGCCUCACAGUCAGCUACAUCGAGACGUGCUCAGCCUACCAGCGCCGAAUCAACAGCUGUGUUCCAACAGCUGUAAUCAAACUCAGCUGAUGAACAGCCCACUCAGCAGCAAUCAACACAUCAACAACAACAACAUCGUCCACAGUAGUCCGAACAACCUUAACAGUAAUAAUAACAACAACAACAAUAGCAACAUCAACAACAACUCAGUACCCCCGCCGGGUAGCGGGGAUAACCAGGAAAACACUCAGCCGAACGCUGUCGCCUCUCCGGGAGACAGCGGAGACCUACCCGAAGGUUGGGAGCGACGGCUUACCUUGACAGGGCGAGAAUACUUUGUGAAUCACGCCACCAGAUCGACGCAAUGGGCACGACCCGUUAAUCCCGCCUACGAACAGACUCCUCCGCGGAGAGAACGUGAGAGUCGGAGGAGGUCUACCCGUCACCGUAAUUAUUUGAGCAGGAAUCAACUGCAUCGGAAUAUUCCCGCGACAACUGAGCUGCCUGAAGGCUAUGAGCUUCGUACCACAGAGCACGGUCAAGUGUACUUUUACAACACUCAAAACGGCCAAGUGUCUUGGCAUGAUCCUCGAGUUCCUCGCGAGGUUCCCCGCAACGUCGAUUUGGGACCUUUGCCAAGUGGAUGGGAAGUGCGUCUUACAGCUUCCGGGAAACAGUACUUCGUAGAUCAUAACAACAGAACAACUCAAUUCACCGAUCCCCGUCUCAUGGUUGGAAACAAUCGACUGGCGGCUCCCACCCCACGAAGCAGAGGGGAGCGAAACUCAGAUUCCAUCAUCAGAAGUCCCGAGAAUCUCCCGACUUCUAUGAAUAUUUCCGGGCUACCUCAAUCCAACAUGAACUCCCAUCCCUCCCCUCAACCUUUGAUUAGUCAAAAUCAAAUCAAUGGGAACAAUCGUAGUAGCAGCUCUUUAUCUCCUGUCGGAGUUUCACCGCGAAACAAGAAAGAUGAGACGAAAGAAGUGGGUCUGUCUCGGAACUUCGGGAGGCACAAUAGAGACCUUGUCACAAAACUCACCAUGCUACGAAGAGAUUUGCAGGCUUUUCAACCGCCAACUGGUCACUGCCGCCUGGAGGUGUCUCGAGAGGACAUCUUCGAGGAGUCUUACCGCCAGAUUAUGAAAAUGCGAGCCAAAGAUCUCCGUAAACGACUUCAAGUGAAGUUUCGCGGAGAAGAGGGGCUCGACUACGGAGGCCUAGCCCGAGAAUGGCUUUACCUGCUCUCGCAUGAGAUGCUUAACCCCUAUUAUGGUCUUUUCCAAUACACCCGAGAAGAUAUAUUCACGCUACAAAUCAACCCCGACUCUGCGGUCAACCCGGAACACCUCUCGUACUUCCAAUUCAUCGGUCGGAUCAUCGGGUUAGCCGUGUUCCACGGAUACUACAUAGAUGGAGGUUUCACACUGCCCUUCUACAAGCAGUUGCUGAACCAACCGAUAACACUAGCCGAUAUUGAGGCUGUUGACAUGCAACUCUACAACAGUCUCAAGUGGAUUCUUGAGAAUGAUCUGAGCGACGGAGCAUUCGAUGAAACGUUUGCCGUCGAACACAAUCAAUACGGUCGAGUUGUUUUACACGAGUUAAAGCCUGGCGGAGCUCAAAUCAUGGUGACGGACGACAACAAGAAAGAGUACGUCCGUCUGUACGUCAACUGGCGCUUCAUGCUCGGGAUCGAACAGCAGUUUCUGGCUCUCCAAAAAGGUUUUAACGAAUUGAUACCGCAGGCUUUAGUGAAGGAGUUCGACGAGAGAGAACUCGAAUUAGUCAUUGGGGGUCUGGGGCAUAUCGACGUAGAUGACUGGAAGAAUAAUACGCGCUUGAAGCACUGCGUUAGUAAAACUCCUCAAGUCGUUUGGUUCUGGGGCAUUGUCGGAGGAUACGACGAGGAGCAGCGCGCUCGACUGCUUCAGUUCGUGACAGGGUCGUCUCGUCUCCCUCUGCAAGGAUUUUCGGCUUUACAAGGUUCGACUGGUGCGGUCGGACCAAGGCCGUUCACCCUUCAUCUGGUGGCCGACGCCUGCACGGACAACCUUCCUAAGGCGCACACAUGCUUCAAUCGCAUCGACAUACCGCCUUACGAAAGCAAAGAAAAAAUGAAAGACAAGAUAACUCAAGCUAUCGAGGAAACCUGUGGUUUCGCCAUCGAAUAAUUCUAGAGUCCUUUUUCGCUUCUUACCUGUUGCUGCGACCUCAGUUCUCAAUCACGUCAUGCAAAGAGCACCUCAAAGGCUCGGUUUUCCGUCAGCGCAAGACCGUUCUUAAUUUGCCUAGUCUGUACAUACAACGAAAAAGACCAAGACCUUAUAGGACACCAGCCGGAUGGAUAUGAUACGUUCGUGAACCUUAGGGUAGAUGCUAUGAACGAAUAUUUCGCGGAGAGAGAAUGGAUUGGGUCGCCGUAACGAAAGCAGAACAUAUCAAGUGCCUGCCGGCGAAAAUUCGCGGAAGUCGCGGGGUAUUCUCAAAUCCCGAGCCCACGAAUCCUAGAUUCGAAUCACAUCACUAGACCGGGGAAGAAGCUCCUGCAGGAAACAUAUCUUCGCGAAGGUCUUGAUUGUGGAUCUUGAUAUCUGAGCGAGGAUUCCCCAUAGACGCUCUUCAUCAAGUUAUAGAUUGGAUGACUCAACCCGGAAGGGGAAGUCGGCGAAGAAUGCGACGCCGGACGAAGAAGUAAUGAGAACAAUAAAAAAAUAGCGCACUCGAUAGUUAACAUGGCUUCACACACGUGGCUCGGAGGCGCUGCAUGCCUGCGAACCGCUUUCUCUCGAGACUGAUAAAUCAAACUCCAACCAAUCAAAAGCAUUUCCGUAUGAUUUCGACCGUGACAUCGGAUCGUUUAUAGGUUUGUAAUAAAUGAAGACUGCGGUGAUUGACAUCAUGACGAGUGAAAGGACGAAAUUGUGUCUAGAAAUGGUGUGUAUAUAGUACAUUGCAAGCAAAGUGAGCAACUUUUUUUUCAAUAAAGAAGAUCUUGUU